Prunus armeniaca (apricot) is the source of this 489-nucleotide messenger RNA. The record is from the annotation of a GenBank genome assembly. Lineage: Eukaryota; Viridiplantae; Streptophyta; Magnoliopsida; Rosales; Rosaceae.
AUGUCGGUCGAUUUCACGACGUGUAAUGCUGCCAAUGUUUGUGGGACAGGGCACAACACCCUUUGUGCAGACUGGUUUUCAAAGCACCCAGCCGCAGUAGCACACAGGGUUGUAGCUGCGGGCUUUGGUGGAUUUAUUUCCAUUCUCCAACAAGGGCAGCGAGAUAGAAAGUUGCUGCAUGCGCUGGCAAAACGUUGGUGGGACACAACCCACACGUUUCACUUCAAUAACAAUUUUAGUGCGAUUACAAGACUUCCAGUAUAUGGUAAGCCGUUAUUGUACAACGUUCAUGCUUACAAGAAUAAGGCCAACCUAAAGCGUUUAUAUGGGAACUGGAUGCUACCGUUACAUGGGCAUAAAGUCAAGUACACCACCCUCCACAAGAGAUAUAAGAAUUGGGUCCCAAAAGAUGCCACCGAAGUUGAUCAAUUUGCAAGGGUGCUCAUUCUUGCUUUGGUUGGCUUAACCCUCUUCAUUGACGAGCACUGA